CAAUUCUCUCUUGUUCCAUCAAUUCAUUCCUACCUAGAAGCAUUGUUGCUGACACUAGUUGUAUUGAAUAAAAUGGUUAUAGUAAGUUGCAUUGUCGCUGCCUUUACUGGAGAUGGUUGCUGACUCUGUUUAGAGAUGUAUGUUACAACUAGUAUUCGUUUUAGGGACUGCUUCAUCUGUUGCUGGAACUACUAACGGAACCAUCGCUGAGGCUUGUGUUCUUUGGUUCGGAUUAAGCUAUCGGAGCCACAUGUUGCGCAUAAGGGUUGUAAUUGCUGCCGCGAAAGUGAACAAAGCUGUGAUGCGAGCUGCCGGUAACUUCAGGUUGAUAGAGACUUCCGGUGGCGCGUUUGAGUUAUGGAAUUGCGUUUUGAGGAUAUGGGCACAGAAGUUACGAAGAGCUUGUUUAAUUGUUGUUAAGAUGCUCUGUCUUGUCGAAUGA
Arachis ipaensis is the source of this 442-nucleotide messenger RNA. Lineage: Eukaryota; Viridiplantae; Streptophyta; Magnoliopsida; Fabales; Fabaceae. The record is from RefSeq and is a predicted model, not a curated record.